AUGCACUUCACAGGCUCCUCCUUUUCUCCUUGCUUUGACUUUCCCACCUCCUGCAAGCUCUCAUCCUCUGUUGGCAUUUGCAUAUUGGUGUAGCACUUGCAAGGGAAGAAAACCUCACUUCUCUCAGGAGGGAACCAGAGUAUUAUGGGAACUGAGCACUCAAAGAACAAGAAGCGAAGGAACAUGGCUUUUCUUAAGAAAAGUCCAAAGUUGCCUGCAUGGGAAGACGCCCUUCUCUCAGGGAGAGAGCCCAAGUCACUGCUGAAACAGGGAUUGCAUUAUGUCAGCUUGAGCCUCAUGAUGAAAGGGAUGACCAACACGCCUGACUUCUUGUGGGGACUGCACGAGGUGCAGAAGCUGAACCUUUCACACAACCAGUUGGUGGUGAUUCCUCCUUUGCUGGGGAAACUGGACAGGCUGGUACUGCUGAACUUGGGGGGUAAUUGUCUCAAGAAUCUGCCUAAAGAAAUCGGGCUGCUGAGGAACCUGAAGGUCUUGUUUGUCAAUAUGAAUUGCCUGACAGAAGUGCCAGCAGAGCUCAGCUCAUGCAGGAAGCUGGAGGUUCUGAGCCUCUCGCACAACCGCAUCUCACAACUGCCUUCGAGCUUCACUGACCUGAGAAGUUUGAGGAAAUUGAACCUCAGUAACAACCGCUUUGUGCAAAUUCCCAUCUGCAUUUUCGCACUGAGGAGCUUAGCUUUCUUGCACCUAGGGUCCAAUAGGCUGGAAAACAUCUCAGAGAGUAUCCAGUAUCUGGUCAAUCUGCAGAUCUUUAUUGCGGACAAUAACAACAUACGCAGUCUGCCACGGUCUCUCUGCUACAUCACCACUCUAGAGUUACUAAACGUUGAUUACAAUUGCAUACAGACUCUCCCUGAUGACCUCUACCUUUUGUACCGGCUGCGCCGCAUUGCCUGGAACCCAAUGGAUAAAGGCCUCCAUGUCACCCACAACCCCUUGUCCCGGCCCCUGCCCGAGGUUGUCGAGGGGGGCCUGGAUGCCCUCUUCAGCUACCUCAGGGACAAAAAGGAGCGCAACUGA
Molecule: messenger RNA, 1041 nt
Organism: Pipra filicauda (Wire-tailed manakin)
Lineage: Eukaryota; Metazoa; Chordata; Aves; Passeriformes; Pipridae
Gene: LRRC30
Product: leucine rich repeat containing 30
Exons: 1
Molecular function (GO): protein binding
Source: RefSeq, a predicted model, not a curated record